AUAUAUAUGCACGCAUGUGUACACACAACACAGUGUGAGAGAGCAUACACAUUCCAGCUGGAAAUAUAGCAAGAAGCUACACACUUCCUACUGCUGCUGCCGCUGCUGCUACAUCCCCAUCUCUACAGGAUCACCCCCAACACCAGCUUGUCUUCUCCAUCCCGCACCAGCUUCUCUCCUCAUCACCCUCAAAGCCAGAGGCAAUGUCCAAGAGCCUGAAGAGGAAGAACCACUGGACUAACAAAGUCCACGAGUGUGUGAUUGACAGGAGCCUGGAAGGGGAGCUGGGCUUUGAGAUCAAAGGGGGUGCAGAGAGUGGUCAGUUCCCAUUCCUCGGAGAGGUGAAACCCGGGAAGGUGUCUUAUCAGAGUGGCAAACUCGUGCCUGAGGAAUUAGUGCUGGAGGUUAAUGAGACGCCAGUGGCUGGACUUACCAUCAGGGAUGUACUGGCUGUGAUCAAACACUGCAAGGACCCCAUUAGGAUUAAGUGUGUCAAACAAGGAGGCAUCAUUGACAAAGACCUUCGCCGCUACCUCAAUUUACGGUUUCAGAAAGGGUCAGUGGAUCAUGAACUGCAGCAGAUUAUACGAGACAACCUCUACCUCCGUACAGUGCCAUGCACCACAAGACAGCCUAAAGAGGGGGAGGUUCCCGGUGUGGACUACAACUUUAUUACGGUGGAAGCGUUUAUGGAAUUAGAGAAAAGUGGUGCUCUGUUAGAGAGUGGAACCUAUGAAGAAAAUUACUACGGCACUCCAAAGCCUCCAGCUGAACCUGCUCCACUUCUGUUAAAUGCAACAGACCACAUUUUUCCUGGUGGUAUUCCAAGGGUUGAAGGCAAACGAAAGCGCAAUAAAUCAGUGAGCAAUAUGGAGAAGACUGGAAUUGAUCCUCCAGAAGAGGAGGAAGAGGAACAACCUGUGAUUAACGGGAAUGGUGUUGCUGUGACCCCAGAAUCAAGUGAACAUGAAGACAAGAGUACAGAUGCCUCAGGUGAGAUUUCAUCGCACCCCUACUCAGCUCCAAUCUAUUGCCAGCCAGAUGAAUCCAGAGAAAGCACGGAUGCCAAGAAACUGCUAAAGCCAGAUGAACAAAGUGAGCUGGGAUCCCUGCCUGACAAUUGGGAGAUGGCUUAUACAGAGAAAGGAGAAGUCUACUUUAUUGAUCACAACACAAAGACAACGUCAUGGCUGGAUCCACGGUUAGCAAAAAAGGCUAAACCCCCAGAAGAGUGCAAAGAGAAUGAGCUUCCUUAUGGCUGGGAGAAAAUUGAUGAUCCCAUUUAUGGAACAUACUAUGUUGAUCACAUAAAUAGAAGAACUCAAUUUGAAAAUCCAGUGAUAGAAGCCAAAAGGAAGCUUCAGCAGCACAACAUGCCCUCCACAGAACUGGGAUCCCAGCCAAUGCAGGCCCAAGUGUUCAGAGAAAAACCUCUCUUUACCCGUGAUGCAUCUCAACUGAAGGGAACAUUUUUAACAACUAUUCUGAAGAAAAGUAACAUGGGUUUUGGAUUUACUAUCAUUGGAGGAGAUGAACCAGAUGAGUUUCUGCAAGUAAAGAGUGUCAUCCCUGAUGGACCCGCAGCACAGGAUGGCAAAAUGGAGACAGGCGAUGUCAUUGUCUAUAUUAAUGAAGUUUGUGUCCUUGGGCAUACACAUGCAGAUGUGGUAAAACUGUUCCAGUCGGUCCCCAUUGGUCAAAGUGUCAACUUGGUGCUAUGUAGAGGAUAUCCACUGCCCUACGACCCUGAAGAUCCUGCAAGCAGCCUGGUUCCACCUCUAGCAGUAAUAGAAAGGCCCCCGGUGGUAGUAAAUGGAAGAAAUAACUAUGAAACCUAUUUGGAGUACAUUUCUAGGACUUCUCAGUCUGUUCCAGAUGUAGCAGAACGACCUUUGCCUUCUUUGCACUCCAUCCCAGCAGAUAGUCAGCUUGAAAACACAUUCCCACCACCUCCUCCUGCACAUGACGAUAAUGUAUCAAUGGCUUCUUCUGGAGCCACACAAGCAGAACUCUUGACCUUAACCAUUGUGAAAGGGGCACAGGGCUUUGGCUUCACAAUAGCAGACAGUCCAACAGGACAAAGAGUGAAGCAAAUUUUAGAUGUUCAGGGAUGCCCUGGUUUAUUCGAAGGGGACCUCAUAGUGGAAAUCAACCAGCAGAAUGUACAGAAUUUGAACCAUUUAGAAGUAGUGGAAUUGCUUAAGGAAUGUCCUGUGGGAAAUGAGACUUCAUUGGUAAUCCAUAGAGGAGGUUUCUUCUCUCCAUGGAAAAGUUCAAAACCUAUAAUGGAGCGGUGGGAUAAUCAAGGAAGCCCACAGACUAGUUUAUCAGCUCCAUCUUUGCCACCAAAUCUCCCAUUUCCACCAACGCUGCAUAGGGGUUCAUUUCCUGAUUCUACAGAGGCCUUCGAUCCCAGAAAACCCGACCCCUAUGAACUCUAUGAGAAAUCAAGAGCAAUCUAUGAAAGUAGACAGCAAGUGCCACCCCGAGCUGGUUUCAGAGUGGAUCCUGCUGGCCCUGACUAUAAGGAGUUGGAUGUCCAUCUUCGACGCCAAGAGUCUGGAUUUGGGUUCAGGAUCCUUGGAGGAGAUGAACCUGGCCAGCCUAUCUUAAUUGGUGCCGUAAUAGCGAUGGGGUCUGCAGACAGAGAUGGCCGUCUACGCCCUGGUGAUGAGUUGGUAUAUGUAGAUGGAAUCCCAGUUGCUGGUAAAACCCACCGAUACGUGAUUGACCUUAUGCAUAAUGCUGCUCGUAACGGACAAGUCAAUCUUACUGUGAGAAGAAAGGUGCUAUCUGUUGGAGAACCAUGCCCAGAAAAUGGCAGGAGUCCUGGCUCUGUGUCAACACAUCAUAGCUCUCCAAGAAGUGACGCUGCCUAUCCAAACAGUAACCAUAGUGCACCGUGCAAUUCUUCCCCUCCUGAAGGCUUAUCUUCGCAAAAUAUGCAGUCCAACGAUGUGAUUAUCCAUCGCAAGGAGAACGAAGGAUUUGGUUUUGUUAUCAUAAGUUCUCUGAACAGACCAGAAUCUGGAGCCACAAUAGCUGUACCGCAUAAAAUUGGACGAAUUAUUGAGGGAAGCCCUGCGGAUCGCUGUGGAAAGCUGAAAGUCGGAGACCGGAUCUUAGCUGUGAAUAGCCAGUCUAUUAUCAACAUGCCCCAUGCAGAUAUUGUGAAACUGAUUAAAGAUGCAGGGUUAAGUGUAACACUUUCCAUCGUUCCUCAGGAGGAGUUAAACAGUCCAGCAUCAGCACCAAGCUCCGAGAAGCAGAGCCCCAUGGCACAGCAGCACAGCCCAAUGGCGCAACAGAGUCCGGUAGCACAGCAAAGUCCGGUAGCACAGCCGCUGCCUCCACAACCACUUCAGUUACAAGGGCACGAAAGCAGUUAUAGGUCAGAGGUGAAAGCCAGACAGGAUGUAAAGCCUGAUAUCCGACAGCCGCCGUUUACAGAUUAUCGGCAGCCAUCGACGGACUAUAGGCAACCUCCGGUAGAUUAUCGACACCCUCCUGUAGUUGAUUACCAGCAACCCCCUCCGAUGGACUACAGGCAGCCUCCUUUAAUUGAAUACAGACAACAUUCUCCUGAUACCAGGCAAUUUCCACUACCCGAUUACCGUCAGUUUCAGGACUAUGACUAUUUCACAGUUGAAAUGGAGAAGGGUGUGAAGGGCUUUGGAUUCAGUAUACGUGGUGGGAGAGAGUACAAGAUGGAUUUGUAUGUGUUAAGGCUGGCAGAAGACGGUCCAGCAAUAAGAAAUGGCAGAAUGAGGGUCGGUGAUCAAAUCAUUGAAAUCAAUGGGGAAAGCACAAGGGACAUGACACAUGCCAGAGCCAUAGAACUUAUUAAAUCAGGAGGAAGAAGAGUCAAACUAUUAUUGAAACGUGGAACAGGACAGGUUCCGGAGUAUGACGAACCAAACUCCUGGAGUUCACCCUCUACCACCUCCCCAGGGCCGGAAGUAAGCGUUCCUCUUGAUGACAUGAUUGCACCAUUAUCUCCAUCGCAUCCAGUCUUGCCCUCUGACCCUACGUACCAGAUACACCCAGAGCCAGAUUGGGAUAUCUACAGGGAACAUGAUAUGGGAAAACCAAAGGAACUUAUUGCAAAUGGUCAUAAAAAGAAAAGAUUGGGAGAGACAAGAGAGAGAUCAGCAAGCCCUAAGAAAGUUGACAGGUCAAAGCGUGAGGAGGAUUUCAAAAAGGAAUUCCAAGAAGGCAAGCAGAAAAAAAGUGAAAGUCGCCAGACCAUAGCUGCAUCAAAAGGGGAUGUGAAGAAAACAACCAAUGAUGGAGGAGAUUGUGGGUAUCCUGAAGCAGGUGAUGGUGGAGGUAGGACUUCCAGGUCCAAUGAAGCAAACCAAGAAGGCACCCGCAGUACAAAAGACAAUUACAAAGAGACAACCAGUGAGAAAAAGUCCAUAACAGCUCUUGAAAUGAGUAGGUCAGAUUCAGGUGGCGUCUCAAAGGUGUACGGUAGCAACACACUCAGUUCUCGAGUGACUUCCGAGGAACAAGAUAAGAGAGAUUCAGAAGCAAAGCGCAACGAGUUCCACAAGGAAGGAAACAUACACUCUUGCAGCAGCCGCAGUGUGAACACUGCAACGCGGAAAGCAACGGUCUCACCAGGACCAUGGAAAAUCCCUGGCUCCGAUAAGCUACCUAGCAUCCUGAAAUCUGGCACUUCAGCCAUGAGCAGAUAACUGAACACAUGACUGUUUCCCUUUAAUUGUUUCAUGUAGAUUUGGAACGUUAUUCUUAGCUUCUGUUUCAAAUAAUUUAAUUUUUUUUUCUUCAUUUAUUUAUUUUAACUCUCACUCGUAUUUACCUUCACGAAGUGUCUGGGACCAGAAGCAUCUUUUUGUUGUUUUUCCAUAUGGUGGUGCACAGUGUCUCACAAGUUCGAAGAUGCAAGUAUGGUGUAUUUUGGUUUGUACAGCUCUGCCUGGUGCUUCCAGGUCAUUUAUUUGGCUUCUAGCAGCUAAGGAAGAACCAAAACAGGAAGUGCACCCAGUGCAGUCAGUGCAGCUUAGCUUUAGUACUUUUCAAUGAAGGAUAUAUGGGAUCCAUUCCAGUCUUGUCUGUAGCAAAACACGACAGAGCAAUCACAAACUGGAACAUCGCCUUAAAUUAAACUGCACUGAGUUUUAUGAAGGAGAAAA
Messenger RNA from Spea bombifrons (plains spadefoot toad), 5159 nucleotides. It is a transcript of the gene MAGI2, whose product is annotated as membrane associated guanylate kinase, WW and PDZ domain containing 2. The record is from RefSeq and is a predicted model, not a curated record. Gene Ontology annotation, cellular component: cytoplasm; dendrite. Gene Ontology annotation, molecular function: SMAD binding; beta-1 adrenergic receptor binding; type II activin receptor binding. NCBI's taxonomy places the organism in Eukaryota, Metazoa, Chordata, Amphibia, Anura, Pelobatidae. Gene Ontology annotation, biological process: signal transduction; receptor clustering. The transcript has 22 exons. The coding region runs from base 204 to 4700 and encodes 1498 amino acids.